AUGAAGCGCUGGCAGAUUCGAGGCGAGGUGGAAGAUUCUGAAGACGGGGACGAGCUCAGCCUAGAAGUCGAGUGGCCUAGCCCGGAAAGACCGCGUAAACGAGCGAAAUAUGGUCCGGAUGGAGGCCUGUCGUCGCAGAUCCAGGCUCAGCAGCAUGUGCCAUCCGCCUCGCUCGAGCAGUUGGAUUCAGGAGGAGUUAGUGAGCACGAUGAGCCUUGGCUUCAGCCGCAAGUCCAGGUGGCGCGGAGCUAUGGAAGAAAGGCAAGACCAGCAAAGCAAAGCCCGUCGAAAGCGGCCAUGAAUCAGGUCUUCUCAGGAAGAGUUUACAAUGCAUUCUCCUCCAUCGCACCGUCAGUGGCUACCCGAGAGACUGGAGAUUCCCCGCCGAAACAAGAAACUGAGACUGGAUUGCUGCGCAUCACCGAUUUAUCAUAUUCCACGCCUCGUGAGAAGACGCCACAAAGCGACGCAAAUAGCUUCUCUUCUCUGCCCGGUCUUAAUACCCUUUUUGCCGCGCCUGAUCAGGCACAACUGCCGUUGCCUGGUUCCCUCUCUUCGCCUUUGAGUGAACGCGAUGUUUCGCCUCAAAGACCCUCCGUUGCUCCUCAAUCACCACAAGACGAUGCUGUCGAUAGACUGGGAGAUUUAAGUGGUAUGAUAGAUGCAGCCACCGACGAAGUUUCAACAUCUGCUGCGCUGGUGCGACGCAAUCUGCGUUCCCGAAAGCCAGAGCAGCUCAAGCCUUAUCAAUUGGAGAGGGCACGUUAUUUGCAACAAUGCCGCGCGAGGGGAGUGAAACCCGUCAGGCUCAUCGAACAAGACCAGACAAAUGAACACGUUCAGGCAGACCAAGAUUCGCAAAGCCAAGACAACUUCCAGUCGUCAAGCCCUAUACCCGAAGAAAGGAUCGUCAGACGAGAAGCCAAUCGCGAUCUUGAUUCACACUCCGUGGACAUACCCAAUAGCUCGUCCAGCGCGAGAGCUGCAUCUGGUCAUCACUUGCCGAAGCGACGAGAAACCAGAAAUGCAUCUUCCAAUAGGAGCGCUACAUCACGGCGUACUAUCGGAAGACAUACUGAUUUCCAGCAUAACGAGUUCGAUAUUCCCCCUUCACCUCCUUCGACAUCGAGUCGAGCUGGUACACUCGAUGUAGUGAGCCCCAUUGCUCCGCGAUUCAAGUUUCCGAUGGGCUUCACGCCGGCACCUCUACCAACACCACAAGUGUCUUCUGAAGCGAGGCACGAAGGAUUAGAGGUGGACUCCUCCAUGGACUCGCAGCCGAGGAUGUUGAGACGGCGAUUAAAGGCAUCAAGACAUCAACGCGAUCACUCAGUGAUCUCGCUCGCAUCUGGCUCAGACCAGCAAUCAGACCCUGAGGACGAGGGGCACGGUUUGCGGCGUGAACAGAAGCGGAUUCGAGGUGUUUUGCCUGCAUCAUGGCUCAAGAUAGAUUUCAAAGCGCAAAGGAGACGACAGUCAUCGACUGCGCCAAGGAUGCGACGGAGCAGCAGCUCUUCUCCGAGCAGACUCGAGCCUCAAAAGGGAGUCGCUCGUCGUGUGACUACCACAGGCCGUAGCAAUCACGACAUAGCGGUAGCGUCAACCUUGCCGGACGAUAGCGACGAUUCACAAGAAUCUGAGCAGCCGAGAAACCCGGUCUGGAAGCAACAGCGCCUUGACUUUCCCUCCGGACGACUCUUGCCAAUGGCACCAAGCGAGACCUUAGACGAAGAUUUGAUGGAGAACGACUUCGUUGACCCGAUGCUCGCGGGAUCUUCCCACUCAUAUCGGACGAAAAGGACAAGAGAGCGCUUUGGACAGGCUCGAAUCACUGAGUCGUACCAGAGGUCCUUUGGCAAGGAGCAACCAUUCUCUGGGGAGCGUAGAGGCUGGAAUGGGAAGCAAGGAAGAAGGCGUUCAAAUGCACCAGAACCAAAACGCUCUCGUCCCCGUCCCGUCAGCCUUAGCAUCGCGGACGCUCCAAGUCCCUCGCCCUCUGGCACUGGUGGACAAUUGCCUCAAUUCGUUCGACUUGCAUUGCGACGCACGCGGCAGGAUCGCGGCCGUGGGCGGCACUCACCGACCCACAAAAGGAUUCGGCUCGCUACUGCAGCAGACACUGAAGACGCCUGCUCGGUACUUCAUGCUUGGCGUGAUGGCUCUAUACGCUUGCAUGAUGUGCCCAACGCGGGCUCAGCAGUCACCAACGAUGAUGUACAAAUGCAGGACGAACUUGAUAUUACUGCUGAGCGCGCCCCCUUGGAGAUAUCGCGCAAUAAGCGCCAGCAGACGUUUCGAGAGCCGCUUAGAAAAGACCACGAGAACAGUGAGAUCACCGUACGGCGAGCUCAAACAGCAAGAGUCCGACAGACCAGACUCCAACCGAUCGUCUUUGCCAAGUCCAUUCCCACUGAUACCCGUCCGGUGCAAGGGACGAAUGGAGGCCAGCGUACACGGAACUCAUUCAAACAACCUCUUCGAGCUCAUAAGGUCCGUGAUGCCCAAGUCGAGACCCUUGAAACAACAUUCCAUGCAUGUCAUCGCACGUCUGCCUUCGAACAUCGGAUGCAGCGCCUGACUGAGAGUAUUGCUCGUUCUCACGGUCAGCAAAGCGCAACAGGCUAUCAGCUGGAAAGGUACUUGCGCACUGAACCUCCGACUGCAGAAGAGGUUUCCACUCCAGCCCGAGAACAUAGUUCGAAUGGUUUGGAACUCGGACCAAGCUUUCCACGGCAUGAUGCCGGGGAGCCUCAGUAUCGAUCACGCAAAGCGAGAGCGCGGAGAAUUGAUGUUGAAACAUACCAGUAUGAGCAACCUCCUGGGCCAUCGGUGGAAAGCCCAGUAGACGACCCGCAGCUCAACGCAGCUGACGAAAUCUCGGGACCCGUCCUUCAAGGAUUAGGAUCGUUUGGUAUUACUUACACUGUUGAUUUUGACGUUCGACCUUUAGACGAAGGAAUCGUUUUCGACCAAGACAGCUUCAUCGGAAGCGGAGAUUUCAGCGACGCCCUUGCUGUUGCCAAACGAGACCUUGACGUCGAGAACGGUCGGAUACAGGUCCAUCUCAAUGGAGAAGUACUGGAGUGGGCUUCUUGGAACGAAGAAGUGGCGUCGCAGAUUGCGAGUGUCCCUAGUGCCGUUCUGGAAGCACUGCAAACGCUGGAGGAGGCUGCCCCAGAAAUCGAUAUGGAAGAGCAACACCUGAAUGUGGAUCGCAAUAUCGCCUACUUGCUCCGCUCUCUGGUGCGGUAUAUCUCAAAAUGCUUACACUUCGUGGAUCGAAUAGACCGGCAGCCGUGUAUCGCAACGUUUGAGCGGCUGGUUGAGUCCCUCGUCGACAUUGUAAUCGAGGACUCAGAGUACACACGCCAAUUUAAGAUCCGCAUCCUGCAGUACGCUCUAGUCGUUGCAAAACAAGCUGCGCAUAUCAGCGAACACCCCUUGGUCGACGUUCAGCUGCGCGGACGAGUUCUGGAGAGGCUGUUCCGCACUGGCAAGAGCCUCUCCAAGUAUGCGUUAGCUGGCAGAACCCAAGAGCUGUUCUCAGUCUACGAGAACAGCCGCAGAAGCGUUCUACAAGCAGUGCGUGUCUCGGACAGAACAUACGCCUUGAGCAGUGUGGUGAUCUUGAACAACUUAUUCACUUCCUCUAGCUUCUGGGAUGUCCUGGGGUUGGGAUCUGAGCGUCAAAUCAGCAAUCUGCGCGCUGUCAAAGACUUCGACAGUCUAUGGCGCGAUAUCUUCUCCCUUCUGCCGGCCUUGGAGAUCCAGCCAGAUGGCAAGGUAGCCUUUGGAUCACGGUUCACAACGACGCAACAGGGCUGGGGCGUCGUGAAGUCGCUGCUAGAUCGACUCUUCGAGCUCUACGAUGCAUCCAGCAGGAUGCGUGGGUUCACAGUCAAUGACUACAUGCGCACUACCUUCUCCAGAUGCCACUUGCUGGUGAACAGUUGGGGUUGGUGGAAGUGCGAACCCAUUCUGAACACUAUGUUCGAUUUCUUCGCUCAUCGAAAUCUCGCACUGUUAAGGAACGAGCAGAGUCGAGGCUCACCAAAAUUUCUUGAGGAGCCAGGAGAUUCGUCCUACUUAGAAAUCCUCCCGGACGAUCGCUCCUUCCACAUAUUCCUCAAGCUAUUGGCGAGUGGUUUGCUCGGUAUGCGCAAGCAUUGUGUCUACAGUGAGAAGAAGAUUGGAGGGAUCGGGUAUCGACUAAUUCCGAAUCAUGGGCGCUCAUUUCGAAAAGAUGGCGUCGUCGAGAGGCAGGAUCUUGAGGCGCUGCGUAAUCACUUCGACAUCCUGUGUACUCUACACUGCACCCUCCCUCCAGCACAUCGAAUCAGGUUGGAGCUACUACCUAAUUUGAUUGAUCACUCGGUCUCCCACCGCGAGGCAUGUCGACUGAGCGUACGGGCGUGGACCAAGGUUACAAGCUUCCAAGUGUCCACCCAUGAGCCGAUUGCCACAUUGGACUCGUUCGUGGAAUGGUUCCACAACAUGUUGAAAGCGACCAUAGCACAAUUUCGACUCGCCAGAUCUGAAGCUGAGCGGGCGAGGAGGGAGGCCGAGCUUGAAGGUAUCCUUGUUCAGAAGACCGAGUUUGAGAGCGCGGUGUCUUCAAAUCAGCAACAGGUCGUCAAGACUCUUACAGAUUUGAUCGCUGGCCUCAAACGAGUCCUAAGCUCUUCCUGCAACUUGCUCUCGGCGAGAGCAUUGAUCGAAGGCAGCAAGUUCUGGCAUGUGUUCGAGCUUUUCGACCCGCUCAAUCAUGGCCUUCAGAGUACCAUUUCCGAAGCUCUAAAGGUCACGGAAACUGCGAUUGAGAUGGAGAACCGGAUGCGCCUAGCUCCAAACAGUCAACAAGAAGCGAGCGAGGAUAGCCAGGAGUUUGGCGACUAUGCUGCUCUUCAAGAAUACGCGGCGGACGAAGGGGCUCAUGAUUCUUCAAGUCCGACCCUUACCGAAGCCCUGUACUCACCUGUUGCCCAAUUCGUAUCGAACGUCUUUGGCGCGGACAGAGCUGCUGAAGAUGCAUUGCAGCAGCGUCUGAUUGAUGUUUGGAUCGAAUUGGCCAGUAUCUCUGUUGCAAAACACGAAAAGAGUUGGUCGAGCUACACAGACGAGUAUAGUACGACCAGCUGGUACCAAAUGAGGGAGACUGCCCAGAAACGCAAGUAUACGGCCUACUUCUUGGCUAGAAUCAUCAAGCACGCCAGUGCCGAUGAAGACGUCAGACCUCAAGUCCUGAAGGCGUGGAUCCUGUCCCUGGUCGAAAGAGAGGUCAAUUUGAAGUUCCAGCACCUGCUGACCUCCGCGCUGCUGAAUUGCUGUGCCCAGGAGCCUCUUCUUCACAACUUGCCCUUCGUGAGAGAUUCUCGGACCACAGUCUACCAGGUCUCACUGGAGGAAGUGCGCCACAGACGCCUGGCCCUCAUCUCAUCGAUACUCUGUAACAUGAGAGAACACGUCGAACAGGUCGCCGACGAACAGCCAGCCCGGCGAAAUGAAGUCAAAUGCACGUAUCGUGGAAUGCUGAGCCAACUUAUGCAAGCAAUGAAGGCCAAUUACCAAGAAUUGCAAUUGACGGCUGAGAGUGAGGUAGCUGAUGUCAACGCAAAGGGAGCGUACGUCGAGUUCGUCCAACAUGUCGUGUCGUUCUUGCAGCAGCAUACGCUCGAGAUUUGCCGCAUCGAUCAAUUUUUCACGGAAUCUACCGUUUUCCCGCUACCCGUGGGUGAUCCGACCUAUGUUGUAGGACGGCUCCGAAGCUACACGCCCAAGCUUCGUGAUGGAGGUACCCGGAAGAAACUUGUCGCCUUUGUGCAUUCAGUCAGCGAAAGAGCGGCUACGGAUGGCCAGCAAGAGUAUCUGGUUGACCAACUGUCAACUGCCGUGAAGGGCGUCAGAGAGCGAGGCAAUGAGAGCGCGCCCAGCCUGCGCCAUGUCCUGCUGGCAGCGAUCUUUCCAGCCUACAUAGACAGUGCCUUCUCAACUGCCUGCGGUUGGAUCAUGGCACUGCCUGUGCUUGCAUCGGCUAGCCAAGCCAUACUCGAACUCAUGUACACCGUAGAGCUGGAGAACAGGGACAGCACCCUUGCGGCAAUCGAGAGCGUGAGUACGAUUUUGGCGAGCAUCGAGAAACAAUAUUGGAUUGUUCAGGCAGACCCGGGGCUACUGAGUCUGGCACACGUUCAAAGAACGUUGGCAGCUAUGCUCCAGGUCGCAGAAUCUUCCUUGACAUUUGCGUCCUACGUCGAGCGAUGCACCGAGCACGGCAAAGGUCUAUCGAGCCACAUGCAAGCUCAAUUCGAAGUCGCCACGGCCCUCUCAGCUGGACUCUGUGAGUCCGACCAGCUUGAAUUCUUGGCCGCCGAGCCGGUCGACGAUGAUUUCGCAUGCCGAUGGCCAGACACAAAGGCUGCGGCGGAUAGGCAUGUCCGGGAAUCACUCGGCGCUAGCUGGUAUGGAUCGGAUGGCCGAUACUUCGUGCGCAGAGGCAACACCACCAAGGAGAUAGCGAUGAGUUUGGAAAGCGACGGUCGAGAAAGAGAGAGGCUGCUGCAAGCACUCAAAGGCUUCCAGGGAGCCUACUUGCGUGUGUUUGACGCGCGGAAUAGGAUGAGGAGGGAAGAUCUGGCUGGUGAUGGUAUCCUGGAGGAUGUGUUGGUAUGA
This is a messenger RNA of Lecanosticta acicola, 6669 nucleotides long. The record is from the annotation of a GenBank genome assembly. NCBI's taxonomy places the organism in Eukaryota, Fungi, Ascomycota, Dothideomycetes, Mycosphaerellales, Mycosphaerellaceae.